Messenger RNA from Nomascus leucogenys (northern white-cheeked gibbon), 2134 nucleotides. Lineage: Eukaryota; Metazoa; Chordata; Mammalia; Primates; Hylobatidae. The record is from RefSeq and is a predicted model, not a curated record.
CGCGCCGGGCAGGCGUUCAGUGAAGCGCGGCCACGCCUGGGCCGGCCACCAUUUCCCGGGCGCCGCGGCGGCGCCGACUCGCGGGCAGCGGCCCCUCUGUGCGCCCAGCCGGGCCCCCGAACGCCGGGAGCAUGAGCGCGGGCUCGGAGCGCGGGGCGGCGGCAACCCCUGGGGGUUUGCCCGCGCCCUGCGCCUCGAAGGUGGAGCUGCGGCUCAGCUGCCGGCACUUGCUGGACCGCGACCCGCUCACCAAGUCCGACCCCAGCGUGGCGUUGCUGCAGCAGGCGCAGGGCCAGUGGGUGCAGGUGGGCAGAACCGAGGUGGUCCGGAGCAGCCUGCAUCCCGUGUUCUCCAAGGUCUUCACGGUGGACUACUAUUUCGAGGAGGUGCAGAGGCUGCGUUUUGAGGUGUACGACACGCAUGGGCCCAGCGGCUUCAGCUGUCAGGAGGACGACUUCCUGGGGGGCAUGGAGUGCACCCUGGGGCAGAUUGUGGCCCAGAAAAAGGUGACCCGCCCGCUGCUGCUCAAGUUUGGCAGGAACGCCGGCAAGUCCACCAUCACGGUGAUCGCUGAGGACAUCUCAGGGAACAACGGCUACGUGGAACUCUCCUUUCGAGCCAGGAAGCUGGACGACAAGGACCUCUUCAGCAAGUCCGACCCCUUCCUGGAGCUCUACCGGGUCAACGACGACCAGGGCUUGCAGCUGGUGUACAGGACGGAGGUGGUGAAGAACAACCUGAACCCGGUGUGGGAGCCCUUCAAAGUCUCACUGAGUUCCCUCUGCAGCUGCGAGGAGACAAGGCCUCUAAAGUGCCUGGUCUGGGAUUACGACUCUCGAGGAAAGCACGACUUCAUCGGAGAAUUCUCCACCACCUUCAAGGAGAUGCAGAAGGCCUUUGGGGAGGGGCAGGCCCAGUGGGACUGUGUGAACCCCAAAUACAAGCAGAAGAGACGUAGUUAUAAGAACUCAGGAGUGGUCGUCCUGGCUGACCUCAAGUUCCACAGGGUGUACUCCUUCCUGGACUAUAUCAUGGGCGGCUGCCAGAUCCACUUCACCGUGGCCAUUGACUUCACCGCCUCCAACGGAGACCCGAGGAACAGCUGCUCCCUGCACUACAUCAACCCCUACCAGCCCAAUGAGUACCUGAAGGCACUGGUGUCUGUCGGCGAGAUCUGCCAGGACUAUGACAGCGACAAGAGGUUUUCCGCUCUGGGGUUUGGAGCCCGGAUCCCUCCAAAGUAUGAGGUGUCCCAUGACUUUGCCAUCAAUUUCAACCCUGAGGACGAUGAGUGUGAAGGCAUCCAGGGCGUGGUGGAGGCCUACCAGAACUGCCUGCCCAGGGUCCAGCUCUACGGCCCCACCAACGUGGCGCCCAUCAUCUCCAAGGUGGCACGCGUGGCGGCGGCCGAGGAGAGCAGCGGGGAAGCCUCUCAAUACUACAUCCUGCUGAUCCUGACGGACGGCGUGGUGACCGACAUGGCCGACACACGGGAGGCCAUCGUGCGUGCCUCACGCCUGCCCAUGUCCAUCAUCAUCGUGGGCGUGGGCAACGCCGACUUCACCGACAUGCAGGUCCUGGAUGGCGACGACGGCGUCCUGCGCUCCCUGCGGGGUGAGCCUGCGCUCCGGGACAUCGUACAGUUCGUGCCCUUCCGGGAGCUCAAGAACGCAUCCCCUGCAGCGCUGGCCAAGUGCGUGCUGGCCGAGGUCCCGAAGCAGGUGGUGGAGUACUACAGCCACAGAGGCCUGCCCCCGAGAGGCCUGGGCGUCCCUGCCGGAGAGGCCAGCCCAGGCUGUACCCCGUGAAGACGUGGAGGGCGUGGGGAGGGGCAGUGAGGAGUGGGUCCGUAGAGCCUUGGUCUCCAGCACGCUUGGGGUCCCUUAAGCUCCCUCCAACCUCCCAGAAGCCUCCAGGCGCCACCAGGCCCCACUCCCAGUCCUCCUGGGAUCCUGCUGGCUUGGGCCCGGCUCUGUGGCCCCCAAGGCCGAAGGGUGACAAAAUACAGGCCCCCAUGCCUGGCCGUGCCUGAGUCAGGUGGGUGGAGGGAGGGAGAUCAUGAGGGACUUGGAGGGGCCUGGGAGUUCAUCCAGGGGAGACCCUGCCCCGAUGAGAAGGGGCAGGGACUGGGGGC